AUCCAAGCAAGCGGGCUGGUCUUCCAAACGCAGGGUCCGCUCCGCACACUCGAGCUUUCCCCCAAAUAAAUCUCAGCUUCUCCGACUUGCCUAUCGCUUUAAAAUCUUAGAAACAGAGUUGUUGGGUUUUUUCUUUUUUUUUUCUUUUCCUUUCUUUUUUUCUUUUUUGCAAAAGCUUUAAAAAAAUCGAUCUAGAAAAUUAAACAGUUAUUAGCAUCUGUAACGGGGAGGGGAAGAAGCAGCCCCCCACCCCACCCCCACUCUGGGCUUCCGGGCUUGUCCGAGAAACAAGCGGUUUAGAACUUAACCCUUCCAGGAGCUGGCAAAGGCUGAGGUAUUGUUUUUUUCCCCCUUGUUGCUCGCUACGAUCCAGUCCGAAAUAAUUAAGUGAAACGUAAAAGUGCAAAGGGCGCUCAGGACCCUGAUAAACAGGAGAAAGAGAGAGGGGGAGAGAGGGAGAGAGGGAGAGAGGCAGAGAGGGAGAGACGGAGAGAUGAAUAUGAAUCUCAAAGGCCAAACUCGAGCCAGAGUCGGAAGCUGGAGGGCUGAGCGGGGCUGACCUGACUCUGAGCUUUCCCGGAGUUAACUCGCGUAGGCGUUCGCUCCCCCACCCAGAAGGGCACCAGACGCCAGCCGGCAGCGGGUCCCCGCGCUGAAUUGGCUCUAAACAACUUAUUUCACCUCCUUUAAAAAGAGGGUGAUAAAACAGUCUUUCUCUUUCCGCGGACCUCGCACAACCCCAGCGCGGCCGAGAGGCGUCCUGCGCGCGGUCAGGACCGCUGCACCCCCGUGCGCGGGCACCGAGAGGGACGAAGAGUUGGGGCCAAGUUUGAGCUCCGGGCACAGCCAAGCUGGGGGGAGGAAGGUCCCCCGGUCAGACACCUGGGUGCCGAAGGUGGAGCGAUGAGGCAAGGCUGCCAGGAGAAUUCAAAAUCCUGAGCAUGGGGGGCAGGCAGAGGGGGCAGUCAGGCCAAUCCCCGCAGAGUGAGUGGCGGGCCAGCUGGGGCUCCGGAAGGCAGGCCUCUCUCGCGCUCCGAAGUAAAGCAAACCGUCCUCCCGAUCCUCCCGCGUUCCUGCAGCCCCUCUGGAAAACUCCUUCCCCUCUUGCACCAAACUUUACGCCCGGUUUUGCUCUCCCGGGGAAGUGGCGGCGCGGGAAGGGUUAAGCCUGCCAGUCCCAGCUGACAGUCAGCUGAUUGGGCCCUGAUUGACAGCUCCGAAAAGUUUCCUGUUUCUAUACUAUUAUAUGCCAAUCGCGGCCGCUCUCGCCGCCUCCCAUUGGCCGGGAGUACCAGUCAAUUUCCCAUUUGGGCCUGACGUCACAAGUGCUAUAAAACUCAGCAAUUGCUUUAAACUCUUCUUGCUGGAUCAGAGGCUUUAAAAUCUUUUUUCAUCUUCGAGCUGUAGCUCGGGCUGCUCCUCGGCUUGGUCUCCCCCCUUUUGCUCUCUGCCUCGCCUUUCCCUAGGACUUCGUUAUUUUGCUUUAAAAAAAAAAAAAAAAAACGCAAGAAAGAACUAAACUCCCCCUCCCUUUCCUCCAGCGGGCUGCACCUCUGUCUUGCACUUUGCACGGAGAGAGCGCGCAAGGGAGAGAGAGAGAGGAGAGGGGAAAAUUUUUUCAAAAAGAGCCAGGCAGAAGAGGAGGCAAGAAGCAUGAAGUGUUAACUCUCCCGUGCCAAGGCCCGCGCCGCCCGGACAGCCGCCCGCCGCGCCUCCAGCCCCGAGCGGCCGCCAAGCGCGCCCCGCUUGCAGCCCAGCCGGCGAGGCGAGCCCUCCUUAUGCAAAGGGUGCAGCGGAGCGGCGAGCGGGGGACGCCGCGCACCCGGCCGGGCUCCUCCGGCUUCGCCGCCGCCGACACCGCAGCCCGCGGAGGACCUUUCCGAGCCUGAAGCCGCCGGCUCCGCGCGCACGAAGGCGAGCAGGCGAGGAGGGGCCGGGGCGAGCGAGCACCUCGGCGUGAACAGGAGGGAGGGAGGGCGGGCGCGGGGGGCGCGGGCAGGGCGGGGGGGUGUGUGCGCGCUCGGAGAUUUCGGGCCAGCCACCGCCGCGCGAGCUAGACGCGCCCCAGCCCGGCAAGCUGGCUCACCCGCUGGCCACCCAGCACAGCCCGCUGGCCCCUCUCCUGCAGCCCAUCUGGCGGAGCGGCGCCGGCGGCGGCGGCAGGAGAAUGGCAUCAGAACUGGCAAUGAGCAACUCCGACCUGCCCACCAGUCCCCUGGCCAUGGAAUAUGUUAAUGACUUCGAUCUGAUGAAGUUUGAAGUGAAAAAGGAACCGGUGGAGACCGACCGCAUCAUCAGCCAGUGCGGCCGUCUCAUCGCGGGGGGCUCGCUGUCGUCCACCCCCAUGAGCACGCCGUGCAGCUCGGUGCCCCCUUCCCCCAGCUUCUCGGCGCCCAGCCCGGGCUCGGGCAGCGAGCAGAAGGCACACCUGGAAGACUACUACUGGAUGACCGGCUACCCGCAGCAGCUGAACCCCGAGGCGCUGGGCUUCAGCCCCGAGGACGCAGUCGAGGCGCUCAUCAGCAACAGCCACCAGCUCCAGGGCGGCUUCGAUGGCUACGCGCGCGGGGCGCAGCAGCUGGCCUCGGCGGCCGGGGCCGGCGCCGGCGCGUCCCUGGGCGGCAGCGGCGAGGAGAUGGGCCCCGCCGCCGCCGUGGUGUCCGCCGUGAUCGCCGCGGCCGCCGCGCAGAGCGGCGCGGGGCCGCACUACCACCACCACCACCACCACCACGCCGCGGGCCACCACCACCACCCGACAGCCGGCGCGCCGGGAGCCGCGGGCAGCGCAUCCGCUUCGGCCGGCGGCGCGGGCGGAGCGGGCGGCGGGGGCCCGGCCAGCGCCGGCGGCGGCGGCGGAGGCGGCGGCGGCGGCGGGGGCGGCGGGGGCGCGGCGGGGGCAGGGGGCGCCCUGCACCCGCACCACGCCGCCGGCGGCCUGCACUUCGACGACCGCUUCUCCGACGAGCAGCUGGUGACCAUGUCGGUGCGCGAGCUGAACCGGCAGCUGCGCGGGGUCAGCAAGGAGGAGGUGAUCCGGCUGAAGCAGAAGAGGCGGACCCUGAAAAACCGCGGCUAUGCCCAGUCCUGCCGCUUCAAGAGGGUGCAGCAGAGACACGUCCUGGAGUCCGAGAAGAACCAGCUGCUGCAGCAGGUCGACCACCUCAAGCAGGAGAUCUCCAGGCUGGUGCGCGAGAGGGACGCGUACAAGGAGAAAUACGAGAAGUUGGUGAGCAGCGGCUUCCGAGAAAACGGCUCGAGCAGCGACAACCCGUCCUCUCCCGAGUUUUUCAUAACUGAGCCCACUAGCAACUUGGAGCCAUCAGUGGGAUACGCCACAUUUUGGAAGCCCCAGCAACGUGUACUUACCAGUGUAUUCACAAAAUGAAAUUUAUGUGAGAACUGUACAUUAAAUAUAUAUUGGUAGUAGUAGUAGUAUCUGCUGUCGUAGAAUACAACCUGCCCCUGACUUCUGUUUAGUCUCCUUUUUAAAGAAAAAUGUUGCAUUAGAAAAGCAGGCUAUUAAAUAUAUGUAUAACCUCCAUACUAA
Rhinolophus ferrumequinum (greater horseshoe bat) is the source of this 3547-nucleotide messenger RNA. RefSeq names its product MAF bZIP transcription factor (gene MAF). Gene Ontology annotation, cellular component: nucleus. The record is from RefSeq and is a predicted model, not a curated record. The coding region runs from base 2168 to 3385 and encodes 405 amino acids. The transcript is spliced from 2 exons. Gene Ontology annotation, molecular function: RNA polymerase II cis-regulatory region sequence-specific DNA binding; DNA-binding transcription factor activity, RNA polymerase II-specific. Lineage: Eukaryota; Metazoa; Chordata; Mammalia; Chiroptera; Rhinolophidae. Gene Ontology annotation, biological process: lens fiber cell differentiation; regulation of transcription by RNA polymerase II.